UCCCGUUAAGUAGAUGGUACCGUCCGGCCUCGGGUCAAAGGUCAUUAGAAGUCUGUAGUGCGUGUGUUCCGCUCGUGCCGGGUUUUUAAUUUGUUUAUUUUGGAACAGGUGCUCUAUUGGUUUUAUUUCGGCCGGAAAGAUGUCCUCAGAUUCAGGCUACGGCCAGCCUGGCGCUCAACAAAGCUAUGGCUCUUAUGCUGGCUCCCAGGGCUAUCCAGCCGGACAGCAGGGAUAUGGUCAGGGAAACAGCAGCAGCUCUUACACUGGACAGAGUUACUCCUCUUAUGGACAGACUGGUGGAGAGAGCUACGGUCAGGCGACUCAGGGCUACUCUUCUGGAGGAUACAGUCAGCCGCAGCAGCAGGGCUUCGACAGCUACGGACAGCAGGCGUCUGAACCCUCGGCCAGCAGUUAUGGUGAGAAGUCGUAUGGGCAGCAGCGCUCGUACGGUCAGCCGUCAGGAGCCGGUGCUGAUGGGGCAGCGCUGGGUCAGUCCGGCGGCUCAUACGGGGGGUCUCAAGGUGGAUAUGCACGACGCGGUGAUGGUGACGCCCGCAGGUAUGGUGAUGACAGCGGCUCGGACCGGUCGGAGGGUUACAGGGGCAGAGGUCGUGGGGGUUAUGACCACGGAGGCUAUGACAGAGGUGGCCGGGGCGGCCCACCCUCCGGUAUGGGUGGUGGUGACCGUGGUGGCUACAAAAAUUACGGUGGAUCCAGAGAGUACGGUCAAAAGGAUGAUGGAGAUGGCGAUCAGGAUAACUCGGACAAUAACACCAUCUUUGUCCAAGGGCUCAGUGAAGACGUCACCCCUGAGGAAGUGGGUGACUACUUCAAACAAAUAGGAAUCAUUAAGGUCAAUAAGAAGACUGGCAAACCUAUGAUCAAUCUGUACACUGAUAAAGCCACCGGACGCCUGAAGGGUGAAGCCACGGUGUCCUUCGAUGAUCCUCCUUCAGCCAAAGCUGCCAUCGACUGGUUUGAUGGGAAAGAAUUUAAUGGAAAACCCCUCAAGGUGUCGUUUGCUACCAGAAGGGCGGAGUUCACCCAGAGAGGCGGAGGAGGAGGGGGACGAGGACGUGGAGGCGGCGGCGGUUUUCGAGGCAGAGGUGGUGGCUUUGGUGGAGGUCCCUCAUUUGAUGUCAAGGGUGGAGACUGGCCUUGUCCCAACAGCUCUUGUGGCAACAUGAACUUUGCCAGAAGAUAUGAAUGCAACCGGUGUGGAACAUCUAAACCAGAAGGAGAUAGUUAUGGAGGAGAUCGUGGUGGUCGAGGCGGGUACGGAGGAGACCGUGGGGACCGCGGCGGGUUCAGAGGCGGCAGAGGAGGAGGCUUUAGGGGUGGAGACCGUGGAGGAUAUGGUGGAGGAGGAGGAGGAUACAAAAUGGGUGGAAGGGGAGACCACAGAGACGACAGACGAGGCCGGCCGUACUGAAGCCUUCACGUGGAUGCCAUUCCAGACCGCUGUUUAUUGUGUGGGGGGGAGGGUUCAGGGAGAGGUUUGUGUCUGCAAUCCUUUGUUGCAUGAGUGUCCUGCAUAUACAGUCUGAAAUGAGCAGUUUUUCCCAUUAAUGUUGAAUCUACUGUGAGGGGCUGAGUGAAGGGAACGGGAUGAAGCUGAUCAGUCCUGUCGGGACGUGGCAGCACUGGCCGCAGAUCGGCUUGAAAGGGUCAUAUUGCUCUGGGGGAAGGGGGGAGGGGCCAGAUGUUGUUUUUGUUACCUUAAAUUUCCUGACUUUUUGAAUUUGGCAUUUAGUGUGUGAUUAAAUUUGUGAAAUAUUUGUUUUGUAGGAAUCAAUCGAGACAAAUCGUUUUACUUGUUUCUUUUUGCUUUUGAUUUCUUUUUUGCAAAAAAAAAAUUAAAACACCCUUUGAUCUUA
Messenger RNA from Carassius carassius (crucian carp), 1877 nucleotides. RefSeq names its product TAF15 RNA polymerase II, TATA box binding protein (TBP)-associated factor (gene taf15). The coding region runs from base 140 to 1432 and encodes 430 amino acids. The record is from RefSeq and is a predicted model, not a curated record. Gene Ontology annotation, biological process: regulation of DNA-templated transcription. Lineage: Eukaryota; Metazoa; Chordata; Actinopteri; Cypriniformes; Cyprinidae. Gene Ontology annotation, cellular component: nucleus. The transcript is spliced from 16 exons. Gene Ontology annotation, molecular function: transcription coregulator activity; RNA binding.